CCCACCACCACACCCCUCGUCUCCGCAAACUCGACGCGCCACUCGACAGCGACCCCGCAGCCGAUCCAUCCCGCCGCCGAAGCAGCAGCAACCGCCACGGUGCGCCGCCGCCGCCGGUACCGAUGUCGACGAGCUCCGGCGCCGACUCGUCCCCGCCCGUCUCGGGCCUCGACUACGACGACACCGCCCUCACCCUCGCCCUCCCCGGCUCCUCCUCCUCCUCCUCCUCCACCGCCGACCCCGAACGCAAGCGCGCCGCCCACGCCGACCACGCCGACGCCAAGCCGCCUUCCCCAAAGGCGCGGGCGGUGGGGUGGCCGCCGGUGAGGGCGUACAGGCGGAACGCGCUGCGGGAGGACUCCGCGAGGGCGAAGCUGGUCAAGGUGGCCGUGGACGGCGCGCCGUACCUGCGCAAGGUGGACCUCGCGGCGCACGCCGGCUACGCGCCCCUCCUCCGCGCGCUCCACGGCAUGUUCGCCUCCUGCCUCGCCGUCCGCGGCGGCGGCGGCGGCGACGGCGAGGGUACAAAGCUCGUCGACUUGGUCACCGGCGCCGAGUACGUGCCCACCUACGAGGACAAGGACGGCGACUGGAUGCUCGUCGGCGACGUCCCCUGGAAGAUGUUCGUCGAGUCCUGCAAGCGGAUCCGUCUCAUGAAGAGCUCCGAGGCCGUCAACUUAUCGCCAAGACGAUCAUCCAGAUAAUCGAUCCUACCACACGCAACGAUGCAAUGCCGCAAUUGAUCUGUCUGUCUGUCUGUCUGUCUGAAUUAGUUCGUCUGAAAGUGUGUGCAAUGGAAGAGGCUUGGCUGUACAGGUCCUCCAUGCAUAUGUACCUAUACCGUAGUAGGAUCAGUGAUCGAUGAGCCAAAUUGGUGUGUGUACUGUACAGGCCACAAGAACGAAAAUAUCCUCUCUCUUUAAUUCAGGUGUGCUCCCUGCUGCCGGAUCACGGCCGGCCCGGUUUGGUUUUUGGACGACGGCGGCGAGGAUCGAUCCAAGGGAGGCGCCGCCACGCCGCCGCGGCGGUGUACUUUAAUUUUCAAGUUGUCAGCUACUUUCUGUAAUUUGUUUCAUGAUGGUUCGGUUUCCUGUGACAGCCAGCACUUUUGUUGUAUGUCAAAUGCAAUGUAUACAUGAUAUACCGGUUGUUAUCGUUGUUGUUGCUGUUGUUGACUUUGUUCUGUCCAUUGAUGCAUUGCAAGGUCAAAUAUAGGAGCACAAUAAUCUGUCAUUUCUGUCA
Molecule: messenger RNA, 1242 nt
Organism: Oryza sativa Japonica Group (Japanese rice)
Lineage: Eukaryota; Viridiplantae; Streptophyta; Magnoliopsida; Poales; Poaceae
Source: RefSeq, a predicted model, not a curated record